UCUCAGUUCUCAGCUGUGAGUUGGAGCUCUUGGCAGUCGCCACUGGAACUGGAGUCAGUGUGAUUUUAGCGGUGGCAGCGCUAAGGUGAAUGGUGCAGUGCGUGUAGCAGCAGCGGAGCCGGCUACAGUGUCGUUUUUCGCUCAAUUUCCUCCAAAAAAUAAUCGUGGGACUAGAAUUAUUCAUGAAUAAUUCCAGAGUAGUGACUGUUGCAACUUUUUUAAGGGUGUGAGGGCAAACUUCAACCUUCUGGUGUUGGGAGAGAGCUUCAUUGACAGGAAGAUUAUUUGUUCGGAUUCUAUCAAUCUUUUAUUAAUAAUAAUUAUUUCUAAAUUGAAUCCCUAUAGUGAAUUGUAUUAUUGAAUAAACAUUUAAUUCAUUGAUAUUCAAUCCGUGAGGAAUAAUACAUUUUCAGGAAUGGUUUGCAAUAAAUACCCUAUUGUUCAAGUGUGAGGGAACCUUCUACCUGCAAAUUUUGUGAGAGUAUUGAUUUUUUGGGAAAAAUUUGUUGUCAUAGAGAUCUAAUCUAAUUUCCUGGGCUCUCAUGUAAUUAAAAUCGCCGAGAAGAUAUCACCACUAACAAUUAUCAAGGACCAUUAGUGAUAGUAAUUCUGAAUAUAAUUCAAUCCAGUAACAAUAUAAUUGGAACAUUAUUGUUAUAAAAUGACAAGAACUGUGGAAAUGUGUAGCAGACAAAAAAGGAAUUAUAAAAAAGUGAAUUGUGUAUCACAAUUUGUGUUUAUAAGUAGUUUAUUGACAUUUCUUCUGGUUUCUUCAGUUGAUGGUCAGCUAUCACAAGAGCAAGGAGAGGAUGGUCCAAGGUUGAGUCCACCCCACCAUUACACACGUGCUAUUCAGAGGAGCUACAGCGCAGCGAUACGGCCCGAUGCUCAACUACCGGACCAGGUGAGCAUCGAACAGCUGCAGCCCGAAGACCAUGACCAGGAAGACGCACCCCCACCCCUGCAACGACUGAGGCGAUCCAGUGACGAAAGCUACCACCACGAAGAGGGAGACGAAGAAGAAGACGACGAAACAAAGGAUGGAGCAACAGAAGACGAUCAACAUCCCAAGGCGCAACACUUCUUCCCCUCGUUUGCGCCACUCUUCUCCCCGCCGCCCCUGGGGCACUCCCGGCCCUCCUUCUACAACCAGGAGUCAGCGUUCAGUCAACGCCCUAGUUACCCCGGGGGGUUCCGGGAUUUAUCAUAUCCCCACGCUGUAGCUGAAUCUGAGAGUAGUACCAAUGUUUUGGGGUCAGGAAACUUUGGGGUGUUACGUGGGGGGACGUUUUUCGCGGGGGAAAGGGAUGAGUUAUUGUCGGACGAUUUGUACUCCCCAUAUUUUCACGGGGGAAACAACGGUCACGGAAGACCCUCGUUCUACCCCCGCAACCCCCAACCUAAUUACCGUCAACAGGGAGACGAUUUUUUCGCAAAUUUUCGGGAUUUUGCUGAUAUCAGUACACCUACAAAGUCGUCCUACUCACAGUACUACGUAGUUUACGCGCGACAGAACGCUACCAACGAUGAACAACUCCCCAAACCGAAAAUGGUCGACGAAGAUGUAGAUUAUGAGGAUGGUGGGUCUAAAACGCUCACAAAUAACAACACACCUCAGCAACGACCCAGAAAUAUCAUGGAGCAGCUCACUCUACUGGACACCACAGUGUCCCACCCACCAGCACAGCAACCACCCAGAAAUAUCAUAGAACAGCUCUCACUACUAGACACCGCUGUCUCCCAACCCUCACUACAACGACCCAGAAAUAUCAUAGAGCAGCUCUCCUUACUGGACACUGCUAUCUCUCAGCCAUCUCAACAUCAAACUCCUAAAAAGUUUUCGAAACGUAAGUUGAAACUUCACAUCUAUAAGAAGAAAUUGGAGGAAAAACAGGAUAGAGCAGCGGUAAAAAGUACUGUCUCACCGAAAGAUAUAUAUGACCCUCUUUUGGCUCUGAGCUGAGUGGGGAGUUUUUGAAUCAAAAGUGAGAUAUUCUGUUCAAAAAUUGUGCUUGAUAUGUGAAGCAGUUGAUAUUUUCGAUGAUAUUGACUAGUUUCAGAGACUGUGAGUAUCCUACCAGUGAAAUAGAUAUGUUAUACUAGUGAACUAGUGAACUAGUAAUCCAGUAUUUCAAAAUACUAAUGAACUGAUGCGCUAGUUAGGAUAAAAUGUUUAGAAAUAACUUUGAAGUCACUGAUUUUUUUACUGAUAUUAUCGGGAAGCUCUUAAAAUUAUUCAUAAAAAUGAGUAUUCUCAGCAGGAAGAAAACACCGACUAUUGGUUCUGGUUGUUAUGUGAAUAUUUACACAUUAUUUGAAGUAUACCAAUGGGUGAACAUUCUCAUAACAAUCAAUCAUAGUAAUUUCUUCCUUCUCAGAAAAUUCUUUGCAAAGCAGAGUUCCACUUCAAAAAAUGUGACCGAAGAUUAAUAAAUUUGUCAGUGAGAUUUUUAUAGCUGCUUGAGAGCAUUGGAAGAAAUACGAAAAACAGUGACUAAAAAUGUAUUACUAUGCAUUUUAUAGAUUUUGAUGAGUGCACGCUUGAUUCUAAUAUUAGAAUAUUGGAUGGGCAAUGAAUGAGAAUGAUGAAAGUAUUAUUUAUCAGGAGGAAAAUAAGUUACCUACCUUAUUAUAGGUCAACUAAAAAAUUGAGUUCAACUUUAAUUGAUUGAAGUAGUGUUGAAAAUAUGCUUAUAUAGUAGAAUUCUUAUUAAAUAUGCAGUACCCACUUGACAACUUUGAUAAAUUCCUCCUAAAUAAACUUCUGCCAGCUGUAGCCUGUAGUUUGGUAGAAAUAAAGUUACCACAAAAAUGUAUUCUCCAGAAGUAAUAAGUGAUAAAUUUUUAUGAAAUUCAAAAUAUUACUAGUCAAAAUAUUCUGUGAAAUUAAGGAACAAUUCAGGAAGAUAAUUUUAUAAUAACAAACUUUUUGACAGAAAUUGCAAUAUUGGAAGAAAUAUAAAAUACGGUACUAGCAAAUCAUUGUUGCAGAUCCGGCAAUAUUUUUGCAACACAAUCAUCCAAGUUGAACGCUUCAAUUUAAUGGGAAUAACACAAAAAUAGAUCUACUUAUAUAGAGUGCUCUCUAAUCCGUUCAUCCACUUUCGGUAAACAUGAUUAGUGAUUCAAUUCGAAAUAGAGAAAUAGAAAUAGCGAAAUAGAGAAUUGAGAAUUGGAAAAUUUUAAAUAGCAAACAUAAUAUUAAGAGAUCAGGAGUUACCAGUUUGUUUAUUAAUUAAUUAAUAGAUGAGCUGUUUCACGUAAACCUGUUUUAGUUCCUGAGAAGUCAAUUCUUAUUUUUAGGCCUAUUCACUCAUCUACAAAUAAAAUGUAUUCGAAUAUCUUUACAUCGAGAAUAAAUUUCCCUUCCAGGCAAUGUUACCAGUUCAUUUGUACUCGUAGAAAAUUUGU
Molecule: messenger RNA, 3411 nt
Organism: Nilaparvata lugens (brown planthopper)
Lineage: Eukaryota; Metazoa; Arthropoda; Insecta; Hemiptera; Delphacidae
Exons: 3
Coding region: 662-1963 (433 amino acids)
Source: RefSeq, a predicted model, not a curated record